Messenger RNA from Phytophthora infestans T30-4, 2322 nucleotides. RefSeq lists its product as uncharacterized. Gene Ontology annotation, biological process: mitotic spindle organization; regulation of mitotic cell cycle. NCBI's taxonomy places the organism in Eukaryota, Oomycota, Peronosporomycetes, Peronosporales, Peronosporaceae. Bases 1 to 2322 code for a protein of 773 amino acids. The transcript is spliced from 3 exons. The record is from RefSeq and is a predicted model, not a curated record. Gene Ontology annotation, molecular function: protein binding. Gene Ontology annotation, cellular component: mitotic spindle.
AUGGCCGACGCCGUGCUGCCGCCUCCGCGCUCGCGGCUCAUCCUGGAGCGUGUAUUGGGUCUCACAGCGCUUAGUAAUGCGCAGGUGGCGGUGAAUCCGGUCUCUGGCGAACUGGCUUAUGCUGCGGGCUGCAUUGUGGUGAUCUACAACUUGCGACGCAACAAGCAGGUGCGGUACUACCGCGUGGACAAGAGCGUCUCAUGUCUGUGCUUCUCGCCCAACGGCCAAUUCCUCGCUAUUGGAGAGAAAGGUUAUCUACCAGCUAUCACUAUCUGGGAUGGCACAGACGGCACGCUCUGUGCCGAGUUGCAGCGUCAUCAGUACGGCGUGGCUUGUAUGGCCUUCAGUCAGGACGGACGCUUCCUACUGUCUGCUGGGCUCGUACACGAUCAGCAUUUGUACGCCUGGGAACUUAAGCUCAAAAUGAAGGAUGCAGUACGACGACUCGAGGUCGCUGCAGUGGGCUGCGCCUUCGUGGAAGACAGGAUCUAUGACGCAGACUAUUGCCAGGCCGGUAACUUCUUCGUCACCGUUGGAGAGAAACAUUUCAAGUACUGGUUCUUGGAUGAUAAUGGAGCGUUUCUAAGCACUGGGCUUCGUGUGAACGACUUGCCUGAGCUGCAACAUCGAGAUGCUGUGGUGAAUGCAAAGACGUCAGCAACGUUUACGGGAGUGGGGUGUGGACAUGGGAGCUGUGAGUUGAAGACAUUUGCGGUAACUUUGGACGGAACACUAUGCUGCUUUGGCGCUUCUGGUAUCAUGGAACGACUGGUAUCGUUGGAGUCGAAUUGUGGGAACGCUAUCUCGGUAACGGAAGCGUAUGUGGCGGUGGGUGGAUCGAGUGGAGUUGUAAGGUUGUUUAAUCCUUCGACACUCGAAUACCGUGCCACGUUACCCUUUCCGCCUGCGUUUGGUGCCGCCAAUGAACCAUCGAAGCUUACUCCUGCGUCACCGAGUGUCCUGUAUCCAGCUGAACCAUUUCGAUACGCGGCAGUGAUGGCUACUCGAAUUACAGGCUCCCAUGUGAUUGUGUUUUAUAGCGAUCGAAGCAUUUUCAUCUAUGGUACGACCAAUCUUGAUGCUGUCACUCUUGAACUCUCGUUUUUGUAUCAUAGUGGAGGAAUUCGAGACUUGCAAGUCGCUGGGCUUGUACGUGGUAUCAAUGCAAAAGGGAAAAUAGCAUUCUACGACAGUGGAGUAGCAGGUGGAGUAGCUACAAAAAUCCUACCUACUGGAACGUUUGUGACUUGCUCAGAUGAUAAUACUGUUCGUCUGUGGAAUUUGGAAUUACAUCGACGACCGGCAAAGUCAAGUCGCUUCAAGCCAAGCGAUGAACGGUCAGAGCUCGGGUUCUGGAAAAAUCCAUACAGCCAGGAAAUGUUACGGAUUAUUUACAACGACCUUGAGAACAAUUUCAAAGAUGCGCAGUGCGCCGUUCUAGGAGGGACAUGCUCUCACGAUUCCAGCACGAGUGCACACUCACCGACAAAGAAUCACGGUCUGAACAAAGGACUUAGAACGCUAGCUAUUCGUCCAGACCUGAAGGAAAUUGCUGCUGGGGAUCGAGAAGGAAACAUUGUUGUGAUGCCUGUGCCUCUCGAGAAACCCGUAAUACGAAUUGGAGCUCACAGCUCACAGGUGAAUUGUCUUGCAUACAGCAGUAUGAACGAUGAUGGGGCGAUAUUCAUGGCUUCGGGAGGGAAAGAUCGAUUAAUCCAGUUGUACGAUUGCCAACGGGGUCAUGCUGUCAUCAGCACAUUGGAAAGUCAUUCGGCUGCUGUGAUGACUGUGUCGCUUUCUCGUGAUGGAAAGAUCUUGCAGAGUUGUGGGACCGACAAUGCUGUUUCGGUGUCUAAAGUUGAUGCAAAAGGCAAAGUGAUGCAGUCCAAAGUGCUCCCAUUAACUGAGGGCAAAGUGUUUGAUACAGUUUUGCAGCCUGAUAGUGAUACUGUUGUGGCGUGCUGCAACAAUAAAUUAGAGGUGCUAAACGCCAGUACUGGGAAGCAACAGCUGACGCAUGUGGUAGGAGAGCAGCAUCACAUUGCUGUCUGUCCUGCAAAUUAUUGCGUUGCGAUGAGCGGCUCAAUGGCAGAAAAAACUAUCCAUGUAAUCGACAUGAAGACCGGGGACACAUUAGCUACCGGCACCGGUCAUAGCGAAGCGAUUACGGCGCUAAAGUUCACACCAGAUUGUCGUCGCUUAUUGUCUGCUAGCAGUGAUGGCUGCGUAUUUCUCCCUCUCCUGCCACAGAUACUGAUCACCAGGCAAUUGCGUUGCCCCCUCCAGCGCCCCCAGUUUCAGGGCCCUCCAAUGCUGGCUUAA